Mytilus trossulus (common blue mussel) is the source of this 2829-nucleotide messenger RNA. Its product is annotated as toll-like receptor 4. Bases 147 to 2705 code for a protein of 852 amino acids. The transcript has a single exon. The record is from RefSeq and is a predicted model, not a curated record. Gene Ontology annotation, biological process: immune response; inflammatory response; toll-like receptor signaling pathway. NCBI's taxonomy places the organism in Eukaryota, Metazoa, Mollusca, Bivalvia, Mytilida, Mytilidae. Gene Ontology annotation, cellular component: plasma membrane. Gene Ontology annotation, molecular function: protein binding; transmembrane signaling receptor activity.
UGCUGAAUAUUUGAAAUAUAACGGAAAUCUUCAUAAGUGUACAACUAUUUUCAUUCGUCACAACUCGGCCGACUUCGUACCUCAUCUACCUUACAGAAGGAGAGUAGCGGUGUCACCCGAGGGUUGCUGACUGCAACUAUUUCAACAUGGAAAAGAAGGAGACAUCAUACCUGUUCGCGCUGUCAAUCAUCAUUACAGUAACAUGUGUGGAACCAGUAUAUCCCUGUACAUACCAGUGGAAUGAAAAGCAUAAGCUGGUCGCCAAUUGUGAAAAUCAAGGAUUGACAUCUGUGCCAAGGAAUCUAAGUCGAGAUAUACAGGAGUUAAUUCUUUCAAAUAACUUGAUAAACAUACUAAAGAAUAAUUCAUUCAUCAAUUAUUCCAGUUUAGAAAUCCUGAGUGUAAGCAAAAAUAAAAUAUCUGAUAUUUAUGAGGAUGCGUUUGCAGGACUUAAUUCGCUUAAAGUUUUAAAGGUAAAUGACAAUAUGAUUAACAUCACAAUUCUUCCAGCGGGUGUAUUCAAACAUCUUAAUAAUUUAGUUGCACUGGAUAUAAGUAGAAAUAAAAAGCAAUUGAAUGAAAGCAAUCGGUUUAUUUAUCCCGAUGCCACAUUUUCUAGAUUGGAACGCUUGCAGAAUCUUUCAAUUGAUCUAUACAUGUUCCCGGUAUUUGGAAGAGGAUUUAUAAAACUUCACAAUCUCACCUCAUUAGAUUUUCAUAAAUGUUAUUUACGAAAUAGCAUUGGAUUUAAGCUAUUGAAUUCAACCUUUGAAAACUUUUCAUCAAAUCUGAAAGAACUUUAUAUCAGAGGCUGUCGUCAUCUUUUCCUAAUGGAAUAUGGAUUACUUGAACAUUUUCCUAACUUAAAAGUUUUAGACUUGUCAAAUUCGUACGUACACUUAUAUCAAGCAUUGCGUAUUCUCCAUCCGUUUCAGAAAAAGAGCAUGUCCGUUAUAAACUUUCACCACAUAACUGAUAGUUCAAUCAAUGGAAAUGAUUUCCCGUUCUCUGUUGUUAUAACAGAAGAAUUAAUGAAAUAUCUAAAAACUAUUUGUAUAGAAUCAUUGGACUUGUCGAAAACAGGAAUCGUAGACUACCAAAAAAAAUCUUUAUUUUCGUUCGAGCAACCAAAGUGCUUCAAAACCUUUAUCAUGUCUGCUAAUAGACUACCGGCAACGAUUUCAGACCACUACUUUGAAGUAGUUGAGUUCAUGAAACGUGCUGCUAAUAUAAAGGUCUACGAUUUUUCAUACCUAACUUCAGAUUAUCCUGAUCCCGUUUAUUUAAACGUUUACCAUCCUGAAACUUUAAAUCAUUUUGAAGAAAGAAUUCAAAACGUUUAUUUUUCACCGGAAGUCAGUAUUUUCCUUCCACCGUCUUUAGAAUUUCUUCGAUUUACUCACAUUUCAUCAGUCUUUAGUACAGCGUUUAUCAUAUGCUCGAACACCUCGCUAAGAUAUCUUGAUGUGUCAUUUGGUGUCUACCAGCAUUUUCCGAAUGGGACAGACAGCUGUGGAAAGCAGUUGGAAUACUUAGACAUUUCAGGAAGUCCUAAGGCAAUCAUAACAUUUCCAAGAAUUCCCCUGCCAAAACUCGACAUCUUAAAAAUGGCACAUGCACGCAUAGACCAAUUAAUUUUAAAAGGUAAGGAAUGGAUGGUAUUCAGAGCACCAAAUUUGAGAAAAGUAGACAUAUCUUUCAAUAAUAUUUGGACAUUGGAGGAAACAGCUUUUGUAAAUCAACCAAAUAUUACGCAUUUAAACAUGUCAAACAAUCUUUUCAGGGCCAUUCCGACUUUUGUUAGAAACCUACACAAUUUGGAAUAUUUAAAUCUUUCUAACAAUUUGAUUGUCUCUAUUAAUGAUACCAUGAGGCGUUGGCUGAAUAAUGUGUCUUCAAAUCGAAAAUUUGUCCUGGACUUGAGUAACAACGAUUUGGUUUGUUCGUGUGAUACGGUAGACUUCCUUUCGUGGAUAGAGAAUAAAAAAGAAAUAUUUUAUAAUUCUGACAAUUAUACAUGUACGUAUACAAAAGGAAAUUUAAACGAACAAGUCCCAUUAAAGAAAGUAAUAAAAAAGAAAAAGGAUUACUUCUUAAAUUGUGAAAAAAAUAUGUGGCUUCUUCCUUUAUGUAUAUCAGUUGGAAGUGCGUUUGGUAUAGUUAUACCUCUUUUUCUCCUUUAUAACUAUAGAUGGAAAAUAAUUCUUUACGUGUAUAGGAAAGUUAGGCGCGUUGUUGAGAACAAUUUACAUGAAAACUAUAUGUACGACGCAUAUGUUUCGUAUGAGGAUAGAAGCGUAACGUGGAUACAAAAGUUUCUUCUCCCGAAAAUUGAAGAUGAAUGGGGACUGAAAGUGUGUUUAUAUGAUCGAGAUAUUCUUCCUGGGGAUCUAACUGCAGAUGCGAAAGCCGAAUCCAUUAAAGAAAGCAGACAUUUUGUUUUCAUCAUUACUGAACAUUUUACCGAAGGAAAAUGGGGAAAAUUUGAAAUAGAAAGAGCAGUGUACGAAAAAUGUACUACAAACCUGAGAAAAAUAAUUGUUAUUUUGCAAAACAUUCAAGUUAGGGACAUUCCAGAGGAAAUUGUGAAGAUUUCAAAUGAUGUUUGUUUUAUUGAAUUACCAUUGGAUGAAGACGACAUUUAUGACAAAACAGAUCACCAAAGCACCUGGCUAAAGUUAAAAGCUCUGUUUUAUCUAAAUUAGAAAACGUUUUAUGUUUGCAACAUUCUGAGUUUUGAGUUUGUUUUAUAAAUUUUAAAGUCGAAGUUCAACAGUCCUGAAACAAUUAAAUCAGUUGAUAAUUAUUUUUACAUCAGCUUCUGUUUAA